AGUGCGAUUAACUGACUGAGUGGCCUUGAAAUCGGUUCUAAGACUUUUCGUGCGCGUGUUGCUCAUUCCCCUCCUCAUCAGUGGCCCAGCCACGCGCCGGCUGAGUCUUUCCAUACCGAUUCAAUUCAUUCAGCUGGUGAUCGAUCAUCCAAAUUAAAUUUCUAUUACUUAACUCGUCACCAUUUUUGUGUCGACCAAAUUUUUUUUUUUGAAAAUUGGAUGCAAAUUACGAGAGAACUAUCUCCUUACAUGUAAAUCUUGUUUAAAAUGUUUUUGUGUUUAAUAUUUUAUAUCUGAGCGUCUGCUAAGCACUUUCCAUGGGCUAUGAGAUCACCGGGUCCCUUUGAGCGGAAAACAUGGGGCUCGAGUGGCCGCAGAAGAGCGUGGCCAUAUUUUCGCCUCCCCGCUCUGUCCCUAAGCGGAUUGAAAGGUGCGAAAACCAGCAAGUGGCGACUCCUCCCAGCCCGUUCAGCCAUUUUGGCAUUUGGAGUCAAUAAACUAUCCACCGUUUGGGCAUCUCUGACAUUACGAAGCCGUAUAUUAUUAGAUCCACGAACAGCUCAAAAUACUUUCCAUUUUGCUUUGACACACCUUGAGAAUGCCUUAUUAACAAUGCGAACGAUCGGGCUGGUUAACAACAAAAAAAAUUCCUCAAACGGUUUCAAUAGCUGUUGGACAGAUAUAUCGACCAUCACAUCCCCCCACAAGUUAAAACAACAGCAAGUUAAAGGUGCGCGCCUCCAUGUAUGGAGCAAAGCGCCCUCUACCUAAAAACCGCAGGUUGACAAUUAUACUCUAGUCGAGAAGCAGACACCAAUCAUUUAUCCAAGACCUUUUGGAGGUAAUAAACUUAAUUUAGUGGUUUUCACGGAUUUUUUCAGAGAAAAUGCCCGAGGGGCCAGCCAAAUUAGGAUAUUUCGUGUCGAAAGACCAACAAAGAAAAAACGCAGACAAUGUUUGCGUGCUCGUCGUUCACUACAACUUUGAAAAGACCAAGGACGAAUCCUGGAUUCGGAAAGGCGAUGCUCAGGACGUAGAGAAUCUAGAAAAAACCUUCAGGGUGAACCGGAACUGCAACUUUCGCAGUAUUUUGUCACCGGAAAAAGAGGAAUUGCUUCAACUUCUUUCAAAUCAAAAAGAACUAUUAAAAUUAUUUGGCUGUCCAGAUGUUCCAUCAGUGUUUGUGCUUUACAUUCUAUCCCACGGCGACACAGAUGGAAAAAUCUUCACCGACCACUACCAGAAAGAAGACCAAAAAGACUUUAUUUGCUUCACAACAACGGAGAUAUUUGAGUCUCUAAAAAAGCUGACUGCUUUCGAGGAAUGUCUUAAAUUUAUUAACUUUGGUCCAUGUAGAGGGGAGCUGAUAGACUCAAUUUUUUUCGCCAAUCACAACUACGUCGAGUUCGAGAACGAAAACUCCUGCCGAAUCACCUACAGCCCUUUGACGAGAAACACGGUUGUGUUCUUCUCAACGGUCGAAACGACCAAGGCCAAACGAGACCAGAAAGGAACAACAUUCGCCUUCCUUACGUGCCAGGUCUUAAAUUCGCUUCAGAAGGACGAGAGUCUGAUUAAUGUCCUGACAACUAUUCAAUACGAGAGCCACAAAGUUGCAGUCAAAGAGACAACUGGACAAACUCCGGAAGUAAAGAUGUUUUCCCAGGACAGAGGUUUUGUGAUCUCAAAAAGCCCUUCAAAUAACUUGGCUUCCAAGACAUUGGACGAAAUUGCCAUCAAGCGCGAUUUUUACGAUUGGAAAUCAAAAUCAGGGGAAAACUUGCGACGUCGCCUUGCGAUCCUAUUUUCCGUAGAUGCAGAGCGAAAUGAGCAGCUGAAUGAAAUUAAAAGAGCUCUGUCCCAAAACCUAGAUUUUGAGACCAACGAAAGGUUGCUGAGAGGAAAUCCAUGGGAGUCCAUAAAUGAAGCCUCGUGGUGUGACUCCAACAUUGGCUGCAUUUUCCUGAUUUUCUUUGGCCGAUUGAGUGAAAAAAAGGACAUGAAUGAGGUUUGCGUGCAGGUGGACGGUCAAGAAAUUGUGGUUUCAGAAAUACUGCGCGAGUUUAUCGGGCCAAAAAACGACCAGUGGAUAGGAAAACCGAAAGUAUUAUUCCUUGUUAAUCAGGAAACGAGCUCGUCUGACGCCAUCGGAAAAAUGCAGUCUAACAUGAAAAUUUCUGCAACAAAUCACAGUGGAUGGUUAGUCCUUGUUUUGCACAACAAAGAUGAACUUCAAAAGCUGAUCGAACUCUUCAAGGGUCAAGAGCUGAAAAAGGAAAAAAGUCUUCAAGAACUGCUCGCAAGUCUUCUUAUUUCCGAAUCAAAAGAAAAUAAGGAUUUUCUUAACUCGACGCUCCAGUAUUCUCUCAAUUUUCCCGACUGGCCCAGUUCUUUUGUUGAACUUAGCUUCUCGUCAGUGAUAAAUUCUCAAAAAUAUAUAGAAUAUGACGUCAGCUUCGACAGCUUGGUGAAGGAAUCGGCAACAGAAAAACAAAUUUGGCUUUUGAGUUCGGUCGCAGGAACGGGAAAGACGACAAUCCUCAGGGAAAUGGCUUUUCAACUCGGGAAACUAGAUCCUGAUUUACAAAUUUUACGUAUUUCACUCCCGAGAGUUUCGUUUGGCCCUUUGAAGAGGAACGUGACCGAGUUUGAUUUUCUCGCGAAUGCCACUCAUAUUUCGAAAGAGGAAAUCUCAAAGCAGAUAGAAAACAAGCAGUGUGUUGUGAUUCUUGAUGGGUUUGAUGAAAUCCGUCGUGAAAACCAACAAAAGGUACUAAAAGUUAUCGAAGCUCUAGAAAAGAAGCAGAUUUCCAUAUGGGUUGGAACGAGACCUCACGCAGCAGAAACAAUAAAAAAGCGGAUAUCAAAGGCUGUUAUAGUAAAGAUUGUUCCCUUGAAUUAUAAGCAGCAAAUCGAGUUUUUGAAGCUUGAGACGGGCAAGAGUCGAGAAGAUUGUGAAUUAUUCAUCGAUAACUUUUCUUCAAAUGGCAUCCUGGAAAAUCCUUUGCACCUUUCUUUGGUUGCCAAGUACGGGGCAGAAGGAAACUUGUACCAAAUCUACGACCAGGUUGUGCGACGGAAAGUGGAAGACUCUCUGAUCAAUAAAGGAUUUGACAAAGACAAUGAAAACACAUUUCCCAGGUUAUUCGACGAAGCUUUGAAACGUCUUCAACAGAUAGCAAGUUGCCACAUCACAGAAGUUGAACUAAAUGAUGAUGCCACAAGAAAAGAGCUUGAAAAAUUCAAUUGCUAUGGCAUUGCCACGUUUGAAAACAACAAGGUUUUUUUCAUUCAUCAAACUUUCGCUGAAUUUCUUGCAGCCCAGCAUUUUCUGCUUGAAAUCGAUGUUGUUAGCGAAAGUGAAUCCCAAACCAGUGUUGAAGAUGGUGCAAGCAUAUUAUACAAGCAAUCGUCAUCGUCGUGCAUAGAGUUUGUUGAUUUAUUCUAUUCCACUAACGAGGAAAAGAUUGAAGAGGACAGGACAUCAAUUCUUACAGUCAUGAAGCUGAAUCCUGAUAGAUUUUUGGAAUUGAUUGUUGACGGUGGUUGUAUUAAUAUCUUCAAAAUGAUUUAUCAAAAUAUCACCUUCAGUAACAACCGAGAGGGUAAUUGUAUUUCUGUUGCAAACGACAAGACGCUUUUGGCCAGAGCAUUCAAAAGUGCGGAAGAAAUUGGAACCAUGAUUCUAGACACGGACUUGACCAACAGUGAUGAAGAGUUGCUAAUCAUUUUACCUUACCUGUUGAAAUCGGUAGCUAAAUCAAACGCAACUGUCUUCUUUGAGAAGCUGAAGACAAAAUAUCCUAGAUUGCCAGAGAUGAUCCACUCUAGAAGAUUUGUAAUAGAUGCUGGAUUGAUUGCAGCAAGAAGGAAUCACGGUGAAAUCCUUCAACUACUCCUGGAAAGCGGUGUCGACGUAGAUUUUGAAAAAAGACGUGGACGAAAUAAAAUAACUGAUUUUACGGAAGAGGAAUUUGGAAACGCUCUUCAUUGUGCUAUUAACUUUCAAGCUAUAAAAUGCGUGGAAAUUUUGCUCAAGCAUGGUGCAAAAUUGGCCAUAGAUGAAGAUGGUGAAAGUUGGGACCCUUUGAUGAUGGCUGUAAGAAAAAAUAAACUAGACCUGGUCAAAUUGUUAUUGGAUGAAAAUAUCAGUGGAAUGCAACGCAACAAAGAAACGUUCGAAAUAAAUGAAGUAAAAACAGAGUUGAAUGCUUUACAACUUGCUAUUGAAUACGGGAACAAAGAAAUCGUAAAAUUUUUGUUUGAAAAGAGUCCAAGAUUGAAAAUCGUGGAAAAUGGAAAUGAAGGAAGUUCUCUACAAAUUUCGGCUAAAAAUGGAAAUUUUAAAGUGUGUCGAUGGCUUGUUGACGAAGCAGGGGAAAACGUGAACACCUUACGACCAAGUGGAGAUCCAAGAGAUUGGUCCAGGAAUGACAAUAAAUGCAUGGAUCAUUUCUUAAUUCUGCAGAAGAGUGACAUUAACAUGACGGAUGAAAGAGUGAAAACUGCUCUUCAUUGUGCUGCGGAACAUGGAUAUGUUCGACGUGUCAAAGAUUUGAUCCAUUCUGGCGCGAAUAUUCGAGCUGUAGACGAGAAUGGAUGGAAUGCUUUUCAUUUUGCUUGCAAAAGUAACAGUAGUAAUAAAAAGGACGUGAUUCGAUGGUUGCACAGAACUGAUAGUCAACUGGCCAAGGAGAAAACCGGAAGUAACCAAACAGGGCUGCAUAUUCAUGUGGAAUUCGGAAAUUGGCCCACAGAUGAUGAAGCACGUUUUCUGGUCGAAGAGAUUGGAGUUGACGUAAAAGCAAAGGACAACCAAGGCUGCACUGCGUUGCGUAUUGCAUUUUACAAACGACGUGAUUGCGUUGACUAUUUGAUGGCCAAAGAUAUCAACCUGGGAGUAAAAAACAAACGGGGACGAACGUGCCUUCAUUUUGCCGCUGAAAGGGGGGAUUUAGAGGCUCUGCAAACUUGGAUUGAACUCGGUGGAGACUUGGAUGUGGUAGACAAAAUAGGAUCGACAUCGUUACAUGAUGCCGCUCUAAAUGGACAUUUGCAAUUUGUGGAUAAGCUUCUAGCCUGCGCGGCUGAGGAAGCUAAAAAUCAAGAUAUUGGUAAUGGGUCUGUUGGAUCCACACUGAAAGAGAACUUGAUAGUAAACAGAUGUGACAAUGAAGGAAGGACAGCACUGCAUCUUGCUGCAAAAAAAGAAAAUGUUGCUAUGGUGGAAAUUUUGCUGGAAAACAACGCAGAUUUAACUCUAACGGACAAGCAAGGAAAGAAUGCAAUCCACUACGCUAUCAGAGACGAAAGAAUGUUACGAUUCCUCAAUGAGAAGAACGGAGAUCUUAUGAAGCAUCCUUCAAACGAUGGAAAUACAAUUCUACAUGCGGUAUUGCACUCUUUUUGUGAUGGACACAGUGAUAAAAUUGCUCUGUGGAUUAUAGAGCAAGUAGACGAUUCCGUUUUAAACGCGAAAAAUGCUUCUGGCAACACACCACUCUUACUGGCUUGCAAAAAAGAGUUCUGGAGGGCCGCCGAAUUGCUGCUGACCAGAAAUGUUGAGGUCAAUGUCUCGGACAUGUGGGGAAAAACUGCAAUGCACUACGCCGCACAAUGGGGAAAAUUGGAUUUAGUGAAGCUUUUGCACGAGAAAGGUGCGGAUUUGACUCUAACAGACAGGAACGGAAUGAAUGCCUUGAACCACGCAACAGAUCACUUGGAGGUAAUUUCAUUUCUUCACGAGAAAAACAAUGAGUUGUUGGGACAGCGUUUUAAAGACGGAAACACAACCCUCCAUUUGGCAAUAAGAUCGAGUUUCGGAGACACUGACAUUAUUCUUUGGGUCCUUGAGCAUUUUGAAAAUGACUUGAAUGUAACAAACAACGAGGGUGAGACACCGCUUCUGCUGGUUUGCAAGGAGAGUGAUUGGCAUUUAGCUAAAAUUUUGCUGGAUAAAAACGUCGAUAUACAUGUGAAAGAUAAAAAAGGAAGAACCGCCCUGCACUACGCCGUUAAUUUGGAUGGAAACCAUCGAAUCGAAGAUUUAUUUACUUUUGAUUUGGUGCAAGAGUUGUGCAAAAGAGGUGCAGAUUUUGCUUUGACAGACAACGACGGGAUGAACGCUUUUCACCAUGCGAUACGAAACUUUCACAUGGCGUUAUUCAUUCAUAAUGUGAAUGGUGAUUUGGUAAAACAGCGUUUGAACAAUGGAGACACAUCUCUGCAUCUGGCAAUCAAAUUAAAUGCAGGAGACAUAAUUCAACACUUUCUAAUUGAGCUUGUGGAGCAGGGCGUCAUUGAUUUGAACGCGAAAAAUGCUUCGAACGAAACCCCGUUGAUUUUGGCUUGCAAGGAAAAGCUUUGGGAUUACACAUUUUUUGAAAUACUUUUGUCAAAAAAUGUGGAUGUCAACAUAAGAGACAUUCAGGGGAAAUCUGCUCGUGACUACAUUGACGAAUCUUUUCCGACUCAUUUACUUAGAAGGUUUGAUGAACUCGAGGAAGCUUCACCCAGCAAAUAAAUGCGAGUGAAUUAAAACCGCUUUAUCUUGUUAACGCUCUUUUUGGUUCAAAUUUAGCACAUUUUAGCUUUUCUUGCUCUAACGCUUAAUUGAUUCCUUCAAUUAUCGACACCAGUGUAAAUGAGGACUGAGAAUGAAUAAUUCAUAAUUCACUCUUAAUUUAAGUUUGAAAGUCUCAGAUGAGCUAAUAUUAUUGAUUUCCUGGUGUUUUCUGAGAUGGAAUCAUAUUUUUAAAAUAGAAUUUAAUUUUAAAAUGCUUUUGGAAUGUAAAUAUAUAAAUCAAUUUCAAUGACUAACAUUUUCACACCAAUUGGUAAUUUAUUUUGGACAAAUUAUGUAAUUAGGGUUAUUAUGUAUGAAUGUCUGUUAAUUAUUACAAACAUAAUUUUUAGUUUCUGUACUAUACUGGCGUUUAGGAAUAUAUAAACUGGAAGCGUUAUUCAAUAAAAUUUGAAACACUUGUUAAUUGUUUUUCAAAAAAUAAAGUAUUAUCUUUGUGAUACCUGUGCAUUUAUUUUGCAAUAUGAAUCAAUUAAUAUUCAUUAUGUAGAAUUCCUGUUAAUUUUUUCAAAUAGAUGAAACUGCUAAACAUAUGUGCAGCAAAUAUCUCUAUCCUCCAAGAAAUCUUAAAAAUAAUUCAAUUUUAUUACAAUGAAUUCUUCAAAAAUUAAAUACAUGGCUCAGCUUUCAACGCGAAAACAGCUGUUUCCACACUCUCAUCUAGUCUCGAUUACCCUGAAGGUGGUGUGACAAUUUUGGAAGGGAAUCCAAUUUUGAUUUUCCAUUCAGCCACUGAUUUCAAGAAGCCACUGUAACCAGAAGCAGUUUUCACACUCCCAGCUGGACCGACCUUGGCGAUUGCCCUGAAGUUGGCGGGGAAGUGCAGCAGGCAAUCAGGCUUUAAUCACGAACACUCAAAAACCUUUGGAUGAAGCCGUGGGUGCAUCUAGACGCGACAACACGGCACUUUCUUGGAAAUUAGUUUUACUUGGGUAAAACUAAUUAAUUUUUUAACUCUCUUCCUAAGAGAUCAAAGUUAAGUGUUUGGGUUUUUAAAGCGUCUUAUUCGUUUCCCCCAUCAGCACAAUGUUCCCUGUGUAAAUUCAUUCGUCGAGGGAAGGUUUUUCAAUGUUUGAUGGAUAAGCCAUAGAAAUGCAAAACAUUGUCUGCAAUGAAUCCAUCGACAGCCAUGCAUGAGAGAUUGAAAAUACUCCUGUCAGUUAUGUUUCUUUUUAUGAGGUUUUUAUUUGUUCAAUUCCUCCGUGAUGACUCAACAGCCUAUUAAUCAAGGAAAGGCUGCACAUUUUAAUGGUUUGAAAAUUUAUCAUUUCUACGAGACACAUUGGUAAAAAGAAAAGAUUUAAUUGCUGGAAGUUCAAAUUAUAUAAUUUAAGGUGAUACCUCGUCACAAAUUUUAAAUAGCUCUUACUCUUUGGAUAUGUUGCAGUUUUUUCUAAAAUUUACCCUUCUUUCUUUUUCUCUUUUUAUCCGUGUCCUUGGAGCGGGAAGGGCGCGCACUGCACUUGCACGAAUGCUGAAACCCGGGUCCCAAUAACACCGCGAACGGAUAACAUGGGCGCACCAGGCCGCACAGGGACCCAGACCACUGAAGGGCCACUUGCCUCCGCACUGAGGACUGCAUUGAAACGCUAGACAUUUGUCCCGUGAAGCCAAAUCACGCAUGCUGGAAAGGUGCAAACCAGCAAGUAGCGAAAAACUCAGAAAUUGUUCAUGAUGAGCCAACUUCCACGAGAUACAACGUCAAGAGGGGAACUGUUGGCCCUGAAGAAGUAGAGAAUCUGUGGUUUCUAGGACCAACCAAAUGAAGCAAAAUUAAAAAAUGUCUCCAGAAACCGAUCUUUCUUUUGGGAGGUGUCGUUACACUCUUCGGCCUGAUCUGCCCCUAAGCGCGCACCUGCAGAUCCAAGUCUUCGAAACAAGAACCACCGUUUUAUGUACAAAAUUGGCUUUUCCCUUUUUGCCUUUAACGUCGAGCGAGCACUGUUUAAUUCAAAGUAGUUUUUGCAUCUUCCACGCCUCAAAAUGUAUUUAUUCUAAUUACGGGCCAUUUGUUGACACCGCAAUAAGUGGAAUCUAUCCACUCCCCAACCCUUGGAACUGGCUUCGCAUCGCGUCAUCAUUCCUGCACCUCUCCCUACUAGUUUCCCCUCUUUUGCCUUACCAGUCACAGUAAGAAUUGAUUUAUAUUUUCAAAGUCUCGUCCACGUUAUUAAAUUUAUACCUUCAGCAGUAACUUAAUUAAUGGCCAAUUUCGCGACCAAAAUACUUUAACUCUCUGUUAGAGUCACUUUGAGCAAUAAACCAAA
Cloeon dipterum is the source of this 8850-nucleotide messenger RNA. RefSeq lists its product as uncharacterized. Gene Ontology annotation, biological process: protein localization to ciliary inversin compartment; proteolysis. Bases 887 to 6523 code for a protein of 1878 amino acids. Gene Ontology annotation, molecular function: cysteine-type endopeptidase activity; protein binding. The record is from RefSeq and is a predicted model, not a curated record. Gene Ontology annotation, cellular component: ciliary inversin compartment. The transcript is spliced from 11 exons. Lineage: Eukaryota; Metazoa; Arthropoda; Insecta; Ephemeroptera; Baetidae.